Carcharodon carcharias (great white shark) is the source of this 3275-nucleotide messenger RNA. RefSeq names its product OS9 endoplasmic reticulum lectin (gene os9). The transcript is spliced from 16 exons. Gene Ontology annotation, biological process: retrograde protein transport, ER to cytosol; endoplasmic reticulum unfolded protein response. Gene Ontology annotation, cellular component: endoplasmic reticulum lumen. The coding region runs from base 47 to 2218 and encodes 723 amino acids. NCBI's taxonomy places the organism in Eukaryota, Metazoa, Chordata, Chondrichthyes, Lamniformes, Lamnidae. The record is from RefSeq and is a predicted model, not a curated record.
AUUAAAGUUCGGGUGAGCGGUCUCGCGCCUGGGCGAAUGUUUCAAGAUGGCGGUCACAACAAGGGGCUUUCUACUUGUCACCGUAUGGUCGAUGCAGUUCCUGUGUCUCUUGGCUUUCCUCAACAUCGAAGAGCUGAACGAGAUGAAAUACGGCAUCGAAAUCCUCUCGGACCCUAUCAUUAAAGGACAGACUAAAUCGGAUGAUGUUGUCAUAGUUUCUUCCAAAUAUAAGCAGAUGUAUGAGUGCAGGCUGCCGGUUCAAGCCAUGAAAUUUCAGCAGGAAUCUGAAGAUGAAACACAGUCCUACUCUGGGCUAGAGAUCUCUGAGCUGUUGAAACCAAUGCAGGCAGCCCCUUGUCUUGUAAAGACCAAAGACUGGUGGACGUAUGAGUUUUGCUAUGGCCAGCAUAUCAAGCAGUAUCACACAGAAGAUUCUGAAGUUAAAGGAGAUGUGAUGUAUCUUGGGUUUUAUGAAUCUGAAUUUGACUGGAACAAUGAAACUGCAAAGGCUUCAAAGCAGCAUAAAUUGAAAAGAUAUCACAGUCAGAAUUAUGUGAAUGGAUCCAAGUGUGACCUGAAUGAGAAGCCAAGAGAGGCUGAAGUGAGGAUUCCAAUGAUGUGUGAAGGAAGCCACAGAUGUUAUUUUGAUGUCAACAGGAUUUCCAUGGAACAACUCCCAAAAGCAGACCAUGUUUGGCUGUUUUAUGAUGGUGCCUCUGGGUUUAAGUUUUUGUUUAUGUGUGAGGAAGGAUCAGGGGAUUACAUAGCUCGAGUGGAUGAACCUCAGUCAUGUAAUUAUGUACUAACAAUACACACCACUCGGAUCUGCCAUCACCCUUACUUGCGUCCUGCUAUUGUUUCCAAGCCUCAACCAAUUAAAUGUCAACCUGCCCUCAGUCCAGAGCAGUAUGUUGAGUAUGUCAAGGCCCAAGUGACUGACACCAAACGCAAAGUAGAAAAAAUCUCAGAGGAGUUGAAAACUUUGGAUGAAAUGCUGUUGAAAGACCAAAGUGCACAGACAGAGGAGAAUGAUUUGACUCAGGAGCCUGAAAAUCAAACGGAGGAGCUUCUAGGCAAUGAUGAGAAAAUAUCGGAACUGGAAGGAGGUGAAACCUUAAGUUCACAUGAGGUGACUGAAGAGGAUGACUAUGGUGAGGAUUUCUGGAAUAAAAUCAGCAAACCAGAGACUGAGGAUGGUCCCCUUUCAGAAGAAAAGCUAGAAGAGGCUGAAUCUAAAUUGAGUGACACAGUUAAAGCUGAGGAUGACCACCUUCUGGGUGACCAAGGAAAGCAGAAAGUGCAAUUCAGAAUAACACGGAACCCUGAUGAUCUUCUGAAAUUGAUUCAAGAAUUAAAAGACCAGACUAAAAAGAAAGGUGAUGAGGACAGGGAUCCAACCACAGACACUUCUGCAGGGUCUUCUGACAAAUCCGCUGACCAAGACUUAUCAGCAAAGCAAGAGGAGAUGGUUGAUAUUGAAGAAAAUGAGCUUAUUAAAGACUUUGAAAAGGAACUGGAAGAUGUGUCCCUACCAAAAUCCAAGAUGUCUGAAAUUAAAAGGGAAGUGAAGGAAGAAAUGGAAAAAGAAUUUGAAAAUCUUAUUGAUGAAGCACAAGAUGAACUUGAAGCUGAAGGUCUCAAAGGGGAAUUUGAUCGCAAUCAAGCCUCCAAGACCUUGGCUACUACCCUAAACAAGCUCAUAGACAAGCUUGAAGAAAAAGAAAAUUCACACGGAGACGAGGAUAGGGACACAGGAAAGGGUAGUCCCAGUCGCUCUUCAAAACAGACAGGAGAAACUGAUGAAGAGACUGAGGGGCACGUUAAAGUCCGAGUCACAAAAAUCAACCCAGGCAGCCCACUACAUAAAGAAAUGAAAGUGCGUGAAAUGAGUGGCACAGACCCCCAGCUCAGGCAGAUUCAGAAUGUGGUGAAAGAGCAGCUGGAGAAAGCAGGAUUGAAAGCAGAAGGUAAAAUCGAAGUGAAGAUUGUAACAACCGGAUCACUUGGCGAUGAUGAUGAUAUGCACUGGCUAUCUGAAGAAGACACCAAAUCCUUCAGAGAGCUUCUCAUCAACUUACUGACCGGUGGUACUGAAGAGGUUUACAAAGAACAACAGAGACAACAGCAGUUGGAGGAUAAUUACCGUUUUGUGUGGGGGGAGAGCCAAGAAGAAGCACAAUCAUCGAGCACCACAGAUUCUGAUGAUAUGGACUUCUAGGGACACAUGACUUUUGGUAUAAACCAAAUACAUCUUCGGGUGUUAGCACAUGAACCAGUCAAUUUGCACUUUGCCAUGCAUAAUGGCAUAUUUGUGAUCACUGAUCACAAUAGAUAAUAAAUGAACCUGCAGAAGAAUGGUCAAAUAUUUGCAUUUUUAUUGAUAAGCUGAAGUGGAAUUUUAUGUUUGUCUGAUGCAGUCUUCUUUGUGGUGGAAAUGGUGUGUAUGGGUAGUACUUAAAAACUUAUGAAUGUGUUUCUUGGUAAUGAACCUAAUCAGCAAAACACCAAUGCAGUCAGACAUUCAUUCUCCUUGGUCUGCAGACAAAUGUGAUUCCAUAAGAGGUAAAGACUGUUCACUAAUUUGAAGAGUGAGCGAUGAAUGUAAUGUUUUUUGUCCCAAAAUGGAGUUGUCUCUUUUAGAUUGAAAGUAGAAAGCUGGAUAGGUGAAGAAUUGAAGAGUAAGAAGGCUGAGCAACCUGGUGGGAGAAAUCACUGGGAUUGCUACGCAUCAGUAUAGCAGUAGCAACCUGGACAGUAGAGCUUCAGAUAAAGCCAACAGUUCCAGUCUUUAGAUGCCAUCACUGGCUUCAAGCUAUUUGGGAGGUAUUUAUUUCCAGAUGGUAUUGUUUCUGCCAAAUUAACCAAAGUCAGAGACCAUAAACAGUUGCUUCCUUUUUUAAUUUCAGAACCAGUGACCAAGAUUUCCUUGUCGUAAUCUUGAAAUGGCAACUUGCUGCUAAGAAAAGUAGAGCCAAAAUGCAAAAUGAUCCACCUUCCCCUUAUUGGUUAGAUAUCAUGGCUGCCAGACAUUUGUCUCUGGCAGCUAAUCAUUCAUUUUAUUGAAAUUGGUGUAUAUGUUUGUUUGUUAUCCUUGAUUUCUUUUGUGCUAACUGCUUUGUAAUUCAAAGAAUAUGGAUUAGCUUUGUGAAUAAUGCAGCAGCUGCAAUGAAAGUUUGCCACACUUAGACCAAGUAGAUACCUACUUUCUCCAAUUCUUAAAAUAUUUGGGCAACACUGUGAUUGAAUAAUGUUUAAUAAAAAUAUAGUAUACAGUU